AUGCAGCGUUUGAGUGCGUUUGUGCUGGUGCGGAUCAUCUUAAGGGUUCUGCGCUUUGUCACCCAAAGCCAAAUGACCCGAACACACAGGAAAUGCUUAUCAAGUUUUGUUAUGUUCGUCAGCUUGAGGGACGAGCAGAUUGUCCUGCUCCUUCUGGCUAUAAACUAUGAAGCUAGCAACUUCUUGGGAAGUAGCAGCUUCUCCGUGGCUGAUUUCCUCCAGUCCAAGGACCAGCAGCUUUCUCUCAGCCUGAGGACAGCAGAUGAUUCAGCUACCGUGGGCACAGUGGUGGUGAGCCGGAUGAAGAUGGGUGAGAUAGAGGAUGGUGAGGUGGACCACAUUACCGCCGACAUGCACCAGAAGUGCACGCUGGUGUACGAGUCGUCACAUGGAAGGAUUAGUGACAAAGAUAACGGACCAAUAAUGAAUGCUGUGUUUAAGAACGCUGUGUGUAAGGUGUACAGGUUUCAGACGGUGGACAGUAAAUGGAUGUUGGUUCGGGAACAGAUGGCGGAGUGUACGCUGUCCUUCAGCAUCCCGAAGCAGCUCAUCGCCCUCUACAUUCAGGAGGACACCUGCAGGAUACAGGAGCUGAAAGAUCUAGGAGAGCUCUCUCCACACUGGGACAACCUGCGGAAGGACGUGAUCUCUCGCUACGACCAGAUCAUUAAAGAAUACCAGGACACGUUGGCGGAGCUGGAGAAACUUACUGGCCCGUUGUUCAAGCCCAGCUGCAGCAAAGGCCAGAAAUAUCUGGAGUUCAUUCCCAUCAACCUGCACACACAGAGAAUGCGGGUGACGUGUCCAAGGAAAACAGAUUCCUUCUAUGAUGUGGUCACAGUAGGAGCUCCGGCAGCCCAUUCGCAAGGCUUCAAGAACGGAGGCUUGCAGAAACUGCUCAGCAAAUACGAAACCGAGAAGAAGAGCUACAGCACGGCAUAUCAGUGCAUUUACUAUCCUCCAGAACAGACGGCCAAGGCCCGCGAGAUCCUGUGUGUGGUGUCCCAGCUGCAGCCGCACAUCUCUGCGCUGGCCGACCAGCUGCUCCAGACGGCCCAGCAGAGCUCCAGCCAGCCUCUCCGAGACGUCCUCAAGAGCCUGGAGGAGAAGACGAAGCAGUUUGUUCACGCUCUGAAGGAUGAGCUGGUGAAGAGCGCCCUCCUGGCGCUGCAUGCCGCCCGUCCUGGAUACAUCAGCAAAAGUCAGACUUCUGCUCCAUCCAGCCCACGUGAGGCCGACCCGCACCCCAGUGCCCCCGAGGAACCGCACAGCAUCUGUAACAAUGUGGACGGCUCUCAGACGCCGCCGAAAGAAAGCCGAGCAUCUCCAGUCCGCUCCGACUCCAUCCCGCACCACAAGGAGUACGACGAGGAGGAAUGGACGCCGCCGAAAGAAAGCCGAGCAUCUCCAGUCCGCUCCGACUCCAUCCCGCACCACAAGGAGUACGACGAGGAGGAAUGGACGAAGCAGUUUGUUCACGCUCUGAAGGAUGAGCUGGUGAAGAGCGCCCUCCUGGCGCUGCAUGCCGCCCGUCCUGGAUACAUCAGCAAAAGUCAGACUUCUGCUCCAUCCAGCCCACGUGAGGCCGACCCGCACCCCAGUGCCCCCGAGGAACCGCACAGCAUCUGUAACAAUGUGGACGGCUCUCAGACGCCGCCGAAAGAAAGCCGAGCAUCUCCAGUCCGCUCCGACUCCAUCCCGCACCACAAGGAGUACGACGAGGAGGAAUGGGACAGGGUCUGGGCCAGUGUGGCGAAGAGUUUGAACUGUGUCAUCGCCCUGGUGGAUAAACUACAGGAGCAAGACAACAACAACCUGGAAUCAGCACCCAGCCACAUGCUCGCUGACGUCAUCACCUCACACAGUCCCGAUCCUCCCCUGACAGCUACAGUUUGGCAGGAUCAGCUCGGCGUCCUGAUUCAGUCAUUGAAGGAGUGUGUGGCAGAAGUGGCGGAGAGAGCCAGGCGCUCCGUGAGCUUCGUCCUGCUCCAGGAGGCGGUGUGCAGCACGGCACAGGGCCUGCAGCUGCAGCAGAGACGGGACGCUGUCCUCAGCCAGGCACUGGCUGCGCUGGCAUGUGGAUUUGUCAUGCGAUUAUACGCAGGUUUGGAAGAUAAGGGCUUUCUCAGACAGCUGCACGCCGUCGGGCUGGUGGCCCAGUUUGAGAGCCUGCUGAGUACUUACAGUGAGUUUCCGCCAUCAGAUUGCCUGCUCUUUUUGUCUCUUCUUUCUGAAGGCCUGCCGUGUUUUCAGACACAGACAGACAUUAAGGAACUGCUCAGCACCCUCGGCCAGAAUGUAGUAACCAAGAAGAGAAAGAAUGUGGAGAUCCUGUGGCUUGCGGGAAUGAUCUGUCGACGCAUAAAUGGUAUCCGCUUCACCAGCUGUAAAAGUGCCAAAGACAGGACGUCCAUGUCAGUGACGCUGGAGCAGUGCUCUCUGCUGCGGGACGAGCACCAGCUCAAUAAAGAUUACUUUGUGCGAGCUCUGGACUGCAUGCGGAGCGGUCUCUUGGCCCAGGGAGAGGUUGCCCAAUGGGACGACCCCGAAGUGGGCUCCGUAGCUAUUAACAAGCCGGCGUCCCGCCACUUCUAUCCAAUCGCCCUUCUGCUUGUCAGCUCCCACCUGCUAGUGGUGUGGCUCAUUUUAAGUCUUGUUUUUUUGCUUGCAAAAUACCAAUAAACUGCUGAUUAUGCCAUAA
Molecule: messenger RNA, 2701 nt
Organism: Sinocyclocheilus grahami
Lineage: Eukaryota; Metazoa; Chordata; Actinopteri; Cypriniformes; Cyprinidae
Product: type II inositol 3,4-bisphosphate 4-phosphatase-like
Exons: 19
Coding region: 1-2682 (893 amino acids)
Cellular component (GO): cytoplasm
Molecular function (GO): phosphatidylinositol-3,4-bisphosphate 4-phosphatase activity
Source: RefSeq, a predicted model, not a curated record